GUUCUUUUUGGUCCGGUCACCCAAAUAUAGAUAUACAUCAUUGGCGGGCGGCCGGUCCAUGGUCCAGGUUUCAUAUUGUAUCAUAUUCGAAUUUCGUGUAGUUUUACUGUUUGUUACGUGAUUAUCUCAUACAAUAAAAAAAGUUGUGUUCGCUCGGCGGUGCGCGCCACUGCAUGGAUUUGGAUUCAGGAUAUGCUUACUUCGCGCAUGCGUAAAUUUGACAAUUUCUUUACUACUGGUAGAAGCUGUUUGCGGCUUUGCUUCCAUUGGCUUCCUGCUUCCAUUGCAUAAAACGCAGUGUCGAUUGAUAUACCAUAUAAAGAGCUGGCUAGUUAAUUUCUAUAUAAGAAGAUAAUCAUUUCCGUGCACAUACGUGUUAAAAUUAUCAUUGAUUAUGGCCCUUAAAAUGGAAAACCUAAGUGACUAUGAAGGUGAACUUACAGCCGAGGAUAAUUGCAAUUGUUUAAUUGAAGAUAUGAUUAAAAGAAAAUUUGCUUCUCUCCCGUUUGUUGAAAAAGAGAUUAUUGUCAAUAGCCCGAAGCCCGCGCCAAUAUUAAGUAUUCAGUCUCAAACAAAAACAUUUAAAAGACAUUUUAAAAAAGAAAUUUACGAAAAUAUUCCGUGGAUUUGCGGAUGUGCUCAUUUAUCAAAAUUAUUCUGUUGGCCAUGCAUUUUGUUUUCAGAAGAACUAAAUGUCUGGAAUAAGUUCGGAUUUUCUGAUCUAAACAAUAUCAGUAAAUCAUGCAAGAGACAUGAAUGCUCUCAAUCUCAUAUAUGCUCUACUGUACAAUUCAAAAAUUUUGGAAAGGGAGUUCAUAUAGAAGAAAAUAUUACAUUGCACAACAAGGAAGUUACUGCAAAUCGAUACAUUUUAUCGAAAUUAAUAAACGCUAUGUGUUUUUUGACAAAACAAGAACUGCCUUUACAAGGACAUUUUGAGCAUCACCAAUCAGACAAUAGGGGAAAUUGUGUUGAAUUGCUACAUCUACUGAGUGAAUUGGACCUAAAAUUGGAAACCCAUUUGGAUAAUUCUCCAGUGUUUACUGGAAUAUCAGACCAUAUUCAAAAUGACUUAAUAUCUUCAAUUUCAAAAGUCUUGCGAGACGAGAUUAAAUCUGAAAUACAUGCAUCAAAAUUUGUUUCUUUAAUUGUGGGCGAAUCUACAGAUAUAAGCCGCUCAACUCAACUGUAUACUAUUUUUAGAUAUGUGGACGAAAAUAAUGACAUUCACGAGAGAUUUGUUGGAUUUGUCGAUGUUAGUCCUGACAGAACAGCUGAUGAUCUUUUUCAACAUAUAUGUAAGACCUUAAAAGAAUUUGAAUGUUCGGACAAAUUAAUUGCUCAAACGUAUGAUGGAGCGGCUGUAAUGUCCGGGGAGCAUAAUGAAGUUCAACUAAAAAUUCAAAAUAUUUGCCCUAAUUCUUUGUUUGUCCAUUGUUACACUCAUAGAUUGAAUCUAGUUUUGUCGCAAUCUGUUACGCAUAUAGCCGAAUGUAAACGUUUUUUCAAAAAAAUAUUGUCAUUUUCAUCGUUUUUCUGUAAAUCUCCAAAAAGAAUUUCCCUUCUCGAUUGUGAAAUCCAGAAACGAUUUCCCACUGCUGCCCCGACACAAUGGAAUUACAAUAGCAGAAUUUUGAAUAAGGUGUUUGAAUAUCAAAAGGAAUUGUUGACAAUAUUCGAUCGAAUAAUGAAGUGUGAAGAUGAAUGGGAUAAUGACGCUGUUAUGAAUGCCGAAGUGCUUCAUCGUUAUUUAAAAGAUUUUGAGUUUAAUUUUAAUUUACAUUUAUUUUCAGGGAUAUUUGAUUCAGCAGAUUCUUUAUUUGAAAUUUUACAAGAAAAAACAUUUGACAUAACGUAUUGCAUAAAUGAAAUUAAAAAUUUUGUGAAAUUUUUGGAUGGUAAAAAAGUCGAUUUUGACUCGAUGUGGAACAAAUUAAUAACUGCAAAAUUUAAUAGAAAAAGAAAAGUUGCUGAAUGUAUGGCAGAUGUGAAAAAGACGUAUAAACUUCGAUAUUCUAAAAUUUUAAAAACUCUUUCAGCAGAUACAACAAAUCGAUUUCGAGAUAUUGAAAAUUUAAAAUUUAUGGAACUUUUUAACGUCGACAAAUUUAAAAUUUAUGAAAAGAAUUUUCCAGAUUUCCUAUUUAAAUCUCUUCAGCUAUCUUAUGGAGAAUACUUUGAUUUUAUGAGGUUGAGAAAAAAAUUUGAAAAUGGAGUCUAA
Molecule: messenger RNA, 2221 nt
Organism: Nicrophorus vespilloides
Lineage: Eukaryota; Metazoa; Arthropoda; Insecta; Coleoptera; Silphidae
Product: zinc finger MYM-type protein 1-like
Exons: 3
Coding region: 395-2221 (608 amino acids)
Source: RefSeq, a predicted model, not a curated record